This is a messenger RNA of Penicillium odoratum, 456 nucleotides long. RefSeq lists its product as uncharacterized. The transcript has 3 exons. The record is from RefSeq and is a predicted model, not a curated record. The coding region runs from base 1 to 456 and encodes 151 amino acids. NCBI's taxonomy places the organism in Eukaryota, Fungi, Ascomycota, Eurotiomycetes, Eurotiales, Aspergillaceae.
AUGGGAAAGGAUUUCCCCGGUCCAGAGACCGGCCUCUGGCGAUUUGUCCUGCGUCUGAUCGCUCUUUUCAGCGCCGUCUUCGGAAUCAUCGCCUCAACCGCAGGCACCGUAUACCCCGUUAACUCGUUCUUCUAUUGGCUAUUCCUGAGUCUUUGUGGACUCUGGUCCCUUAUUGUCCUCGGAAUUCUUUGUUUCAAGUGUGCACCCCACCCUGGCUGUUGUAUUGCUUUCGAUUUGAUUGCUGCCGCUCUCGCAGCUUUCGUUGUCGUUGUUUCGGCUAUCGAUCUCUACUUCGACGAUUACGGGCUAGGUCGUAAUAUUGCUUGUCUUAUCUUCGCGCUAUUUGUCUUUGUCGCCCAUUUCACGUUGUUUGUGCUGGCUUGUAUAGAUGUUCACCGCAGACGUCGUCGGCCUAACCCCAAGGCUCCUUAUCGUGAGGUUUUGCCGGAGGUUUAA